Clavispora lusitaniae ATCC 42720 is the source of this 351-nucleotide messenger RNA. RefSeq lists its product as uncharacterized. Lineage: Eukaryota; Fungi; Ascomycota; Pichiomycetes; Serinales; Metschnikowiaceae. The record is from RefSeq and is a predicted model, not a curated record.
UCGAGAAGGAGAAGGAGAAGCAGAGGGAAGAGAAGGAGAAGCAAAGAGAAGAGAAGGAGAAGAAGAAGGAAGAGGAGGAAAAGAAGAGGGAGAAGCAGAAGGAGGAGGAGGACAAGAAGAAGGAAAAGGAGAAGGAGGAGAAAGAAAAGAAGAAGGAGAAGGAGAGAGAAGAGAAGGAAAAGAAGAAGGAAAAAGAAAGAGAGGAGAAGGACAAGAAGAAGCAGCAAAAGAAGGCUGAGAAGAAGGCAAAGUUUGACAAGUUUGUCGACAAGAAAAAGGCUAAGCUUGACGACAAGAAGGAUGCCCUUGAAGACAAGAAGGACGCUCUCUUGGACAAGACGAAAGAGUUGA